Molecule: messenger RNA, 2321 nt
Organism: Vicia villosa (hairy vetch)
Lineage: Eukaryota; Viridiplantae; Streptophyta; Magnoliopsida; Fabales; Fabaceae
Product: electron transfer flavoprotein-ubiquinone oxidoreductase, mitochondrial
Exons: 18
Coding region: 103-1926 (607 amino acids)
Biological process (GO): electron transport chain
Cellular component (GO): mitochondrial inner membrane
Molecular function (GO): iron-sulfur cluster binding; electron-transferring-flavoprotein dehydrogenase activity
Source: RefSeq, a predicted model, not a curated record
AAGAAGCUAUGUUAACGACCACUUUAUGAUUGAAGUUAGAACAACGAACAAGUUCAAAUUCAAUCAAUUUUAAUUUUAAUUCCUCACUCUGAACUCUAAAAAAUGUUCAAAUUUCGUUCUCUCUUACUCAAAUCAAAAUCAAAACCAAAACAAUGCAACACUCUCGCUGUUAUUCGCAAACUCACUUCAUCACAACCUCUCAACACAUUCCAUUCCAGAAACGCUUCCUCGUUUUCGAAGCCACAUGCAUCCGCACGUGCAGAUUCUAGGGUUCCGAUCUCGCGUAAUUUCUGCACCGCACCGGAUAGAGACACGCUCGAAUACGACGUCGUCAUCGUCGGAGCAGGUCCCGCCGGUUUAUCGGCGGCGAUACGGUUGAAGCAACUCUGCCAAGAGAAUGACACCGAUUUGUCUGUUUGCGUUCUCGAGAAAGGCGCUGAAGUCGGUGCUCAUAUUAUUUCUGGAAACGUUUUUGAACCUCGCGCGUUGAAUGAACUUCUUCCUCAGUGGAAGCAGGAAGAUGCUCCAAUUACUACACCUGUUACUUCUGAUAAGUUUUGGUAUCUGACAAAGAAUCGUGCAAUUUCACUUCCGAGUCCUUUUGACAAUGAAGGGAACUAUGUAAUAAGUCUAAGUCAGUUAGUACGAUGGAUGGGAGAAAAAGCUGAAGAGUUAGGCGUGGAGAUUUACCCAGGAUUUGCUGCUAGUGAGAUAUUGUAUGAUGCUAAUGACAAAGUUAUUGGGAUUGGAACUAAUGAUAUGGGAAUUUCAAAAGACGGUUCGAAGAAGGAGAAUUUCCAACGCGGUGUUGACAUUAAAGGUCGCAUCACACUUCUGGCUGAGGGAUGUCGGGGAUCAUUAUCCGAGAAAAUAAUCAAACAGUACAACCUGAGAGAGAAGGGAGGUGCGGAACAUCAAACAUAUGCUUUGGGAAUUAAAGAGGUUUGGGAAAUCGACGAGGAAAAGCAUCAACCUGGGGCGGUAAUUCAUACGUUGGGAUGGCCUUUGGAUAAUAAAACAUAUGGAGGAUCUUUUCUGUAUCACAUGAAAGAUAGACAAAUUUCUUUAGGCCUUGUGGUUGCUUUGAACUAUCAAAACCCUUUCAUGAGUCCUUAUGAGGAAUUCCAGAAACUUAAGCAUCAUCCUGCAAUCAAACCAUUUCUGGAAGGCGGAACAGUCAUCCAGUAUGGAGCUCGCACUUUAAAUGAAGGAGGUUUUCAGUCUAUCCCAUAUCCAGCUUUUCCUGGUGGAGCAAUUAUUGGAUGUUCAUCUGGCUUCUUGAACGUGCCUAAGAUAAAGGGAACUCACACUGCAAUGAAAUCAGGAAUGCUUGCAGCUGAAUCUGCAUUUGGCGUGUUUAAUAAAGGUCUAGAUAUGAAUGCAUAUUGGGAUGCUUUGAGGAAUUCAUGGAUUUGGGAAGAACUAUAUAAAGCUCGGAACUACCGACCUGCCUUCAAGUAUGGGCUUGUUCCAGGGCUGGCCUUAAGUGGUCUGGAACAUUACAUACUCAAGGGGAGGCUCCCAGUUACUUUGAAGCAUGGUAAACCUGAUCAUGAAGCUACAGAUGCUGCAAAGUUGCAUUCUCCAAUUCACUAUCCAAAGGCCGAUGGUGUCUUGUCUUUCGAUGUACCUACCUCUCUGCACAGAAGCAACACAAAUCAUGAGCACGAUCAACCUCCGCAUCUUCAAUUGAAGGACCCAAAGGUUCCUGAACUUACAAAUUUACCGGUGUAUGCUGCUCCCGAGUCCCGAUAUUGUCCUGCACGAGUAUACGAGUAUGUUGCAGAUGAGAAAAAUCAAAUGAAGUUGCAGAUUAAUGCUCAAAAUUGUUUGCAUUGCAAGGCUUGUGAUAUCAAAGAUCCGAAGCAAAACAUCAAGUGGACAGUACCUGAAGGAGGUGGCGGUCCUGGAUACUCAGUGAUGUAGAUUCUUCUGAAUUAAACAUUUGAAGCAUAGCCCCCCUUUUCUUCAUAAUUCAAUUUCUUUUUACUUAUUAAACAAUAUUUUAAGGCCCUUAUCAACAUUUUCCAUUUUUUUUGUCUGUAGUGCUUUCUAAAUAUUCUUUCACCGGGCUCAGAGAAUUAUUCAUGCCACCUUCCAAAUUAUACAUACAUGCCACCCCUCUAUUUUAUGUUAUUUCCAAAAUGUCCUCGACACUAUUUACUCAAAAAAAAAAAUUACUGUUGUCAAAAUCAUCAAAAAAGCAAAUUUUCGGUACCCCUACCGGAAAUUAUUUGUUUUUAAAAAAAUUUUGGUAUUCAUUUACCGGAAAUUUCUGGUGCAAUUUACCGGAGAUUUAAAAAAAUUUCAAUAAUUUUAUA